This is a messenger RNA of Dentiscutata heterogama, 1197 nucleotides long. NCBI's taxonomy places the organism in Eukaryota, Fungi, Glomeromycota, Glomeromycetes, Diversisporales, Gigasporaceae. The record is from the annotation of a GenBank genome assembly.
AUGAAUAAUAUUUAUAUUUUAAUAAUCAUUAUUAUUUUUACAUUAAAAACUUAUUCUGUUCCCCAUACUCAAAAUGAAGCAUUGGCGAAAUUAUGGGAUGUAUCAGAUAGUCAAUUACCCAAUUUAUUAGAAAAUGAAAAGAAAUUAAUUAUGGUGGAUAAAAUCGUAAAACAAUUAAUAGAAAACUAUGAAAGAGAUUUUGGAGGAACUUAUAUAGAUUUAGAAAAAAAUCUUUUAAUUAUUUACACAUUAAACUUUACUAAAGCCGAUAUUAUAAAAAACUCACCUCAAUUAAGAGAUUAUUUGAAUUUAACAAGCUUUGUACCAGCAAAUAAUUCUUUAUAUACUUUAAACAAAUCUUUUAACGAAACACGUGCGCUAGCUACAAAGUUAAUUCCAAAGUCUACAGCUCUUUUUAUAGAUAUAAAACUUAAUGAGGUUGUUAUAAUUUUAUAUCAUAAACAUUCAAAACAAAAUGAAGAGUUUGUAAAAAAAGUAAAACAAUAUAAUCUAAUUCUUGAAUAUGUUGAGGAACUAGUUCCAACAGCUCUACAAAGAAAUAUAGUUUCUACUAUUCCAAUCAUGGGUGGUGAUGGUUUAUAUAAUCCAGUUUACAAUAGUGGUUGUUCUGUGGGAUUUUGGGCAAAAAGAAAAAAUUUAUCUGAUAAUUACAUUGUAACCGCUGGACAUUGUUCUAAACCUCAUAAUCCAAUUAUUUAUCUUAGGCGGUGGAAUUCAAAAGUUGCGCAUUUCCCAAUUGGUCCAAUUAUUUUCAAUAAAUCACAACCAAUUGACGUUUCUUUAGUCAAUAUAACUGUUAAAGAUAUCGAACCAAGAUUGUCAAUAAGAAAUUCUGAUUCUGAAAUAUAUGAUCAAUUACUUAUAAAUAAAAGUUUACCACCCGUGUAUAGUCAUGGUGCUCAUUUAUGUAAAUCUGGAUAUACUACACAUGUGACAUGUGGAUAUAUAAGAGCGCUCGAUGCUUUAUAUAUAAAUCGUAAACGAAAAAUAAUGUCGCAAAUGAUCGUUACAAGUAUGACUAGUAAUCGCGGUGAUAGUGGUGGAACUGUAUUUUCUUAUGCUCCAGAUUUACGUCAUGUGAGUCUAAAUGGUAUCCACAUCGCCGGUGCAAAAGUUCUUACCAUAGUUUUGCCAAUAGAAAGAAUAAUUAAUUCGUUAAAUUUAGAACUUCCCUAA